Molecule: messenger RNA, 573 nt
Organism: Trichoderma aggressivum f. europaeum
Lineage: Eukaryota; Fungi; Ascomycota; Sordariomycetes; Hypocreales; Hypocreaceae
Exons: 2
Coding region: 1-573 (190 amino acids)
Source: RefSeq, a predicted model, not a curated record
AUGUCUGAACACCCUGCGCAUUACUCUGGCGAAUUCCACGCUCGCGUCCCUCCGUCCGAGCCCAUGAUGAAAGGAGGACAUCAACCCGGCAUCAAAGUCGGCAACGACCGCCUCCCAGAAUCCCACCUCGAGACAUUCCCUCCAGGAACCGCCCCUCCCGAAUCAUCCUUCCGCCCCAAUCCCACAUCAGAAAUCCCAGGCCAAGCCAACAACCCCGAAGUCGACGCUUCCACCCGGACAGACCCCCUCGACUUCCCCGGCGCCACGUCAAAAGACGUAAACAACAGCUUCGGCCGCCCCCUACAAGGCCUCGAAGGCCGCGAAGUAGCCUCGCAGUUGCCGGGCAAGAAACACACCGGCUCGCGAACGCAUCCUCACGGCCACAAGGAAGUGGGAGAAGGACUGGGCGCCAUUGAGGCCAAUGCCAACAAAACCGACCCCGUGAGAGAGCAUGGGUGGGAUCUGCCCGAGGGCGUGGAGAAGGGCACGAGGGGCAAGGUGGGUGGAAGCUUGCCUGGGGCGGAGGGGGUAGAGCCCGUCAAGGCGGAUCAGGUUGCUUCGGAGAGGUUUUAA